AUGGAGGACGAUGAUCUAGCCAAGAUCAGAGCAGCUCGCCUCGCGCAGCUCAAGCAACAGCAGGGCAGAGGUGGAGGAGGAGGGUCAGGCGACAACGGCGAAGACGACGACCAGAGAAGGAAACAAGAAUCAGAAGCACGAUCAUCCAUUCUCAACCAGAUCCUCGAACCCGAAGCCGCGGACCGGUUGGGCAGAAUCCGGAUGGUCAAAGAGUCGCGGGCGACGGACGUCGAGAACAGAUUGAUCAUGCUGGCCCGCUCAGGGCAACUACGCUCCAAAGUCACGGAAGCUCAGCUAAAAGACAUGCUUGCGAGUUUGUCAGAGCACGAGAAACAGACGGGCCACACGGUAGAGAGCGUCAAGGUCGUGCGCAGAGGCGGCUGGGACGACGACGACGAUUUGGACGACCUGCUGAAAGACUCCUGA
Messenger RNA from Capronia coronata CBS 617.96, 426 nucleotides. Its product is annotated as programmed cell death protein 5. The record is from RefSeq and is a predicted model, not a curated record. Bases 1 to 426 code for a protein of 141 amino acids. NCBI's taxonomy places the organism in Eukaryota, Fungi, Ascomycota, Eurotiomycetes, Chaetothyriales, Herpotrichiellaceae. Gene Ontology annotation, cellular component: nucleus; cytosol. The transcript is spliced from 3 exons. Gene Ontology annotation, molecular function: DNA binding.